Messenger RNA from Pelagomonas calceolata, 1766 nucleotides. The record is from the annotation of a GenBank genome assembly. NCBI's taxonomy places the organism in Eukaryota, Pelagophyceae, Pelagomonadales, Pelagomonadaceae.
AAAGCCAAAGCGCCAAAAAGGACGCCAGUCGAGGCGCAAGGGCUGCCCAACAGUCCCAAACAACAGACCGCAAACCCCCCUCCCAGCCACCGCACCGCCAGCGCCACCGACCGCCGACCAUGCAAGGGCUGGGCCCGGGCUCCUUGCUGGGCGCCGCCCGCGAAGCUGCUUAUGGAGAAAUCUCGGCCGAAGCAAGACAACUGGGCAAAGCGGAGAUCGUGGGCAUCGACACCUGGGAGCACGAGGGUGCCGACGAGUCGAAGAUGACGCCCAGGGAGCGCGCGCGCUACCGCGCGAGGAAGGGCCGACGCUUCCUGCGGGAAGCCGAUGAGGCGAGGAGCCCAGAACAGGCUGCCGCGACAAAGACGGACUUUCGGAGGCAACUCGGUCCAAGUGUACCGUCGAUAGACCCCUACGGUUCGUAUCACCUACCGCUGCAGUACGACACCGACCGCCUGCCGUACGGCGCGAGACCUGCAUCAGAUGAACCUCAUAUCGUCCUGGAGUACCGCGAGCUCAUCCCGAAACUCGACAAGCAUUGUGUGCGCUUGUUCGCCGAGGGUGGAGGUAAAAGAUACUUAGAGGAGUGCCGGAAGACCGAGGAGCAAGUGCAAGCUGAGAGAUUGCUGUUAGAUGCCGACUUGAGUGAGCGAGAAGCCAUCGAGAUCAGAGAUGAGGCAGCACUCGCGGAGGCCGUAGCCCAAGCGGCCAUGACGCAGCUCGACAGCGAGAACUACAGCGAAGCGCUCAAAAAACGUUUGGAGGAUGAACGCGGGAAAAUCGUAGACGCCUCGAGGCACGACUACACGGACAUCUACCGGUGGGACCCCGACGGUAUAGCGUUGGAGGAGGUCGAUUCUGAUGAUGGGUGGGACGAUGAUGUCGUGAUGAACAAUGCUAAUAUAUCUAAGAGUUUCAAGGUAUCAAGAUAUAACUGUCAAAUACCCGAGGACUAUCUCGAUCUCCAAAGGCAAUUUGUCGCGUUACAUCCUGGACAAUACAGACCAUUGUCUAUAGAGAGACCAGAUGGCUCACUAGUCCAACCGAACGAGAAGCACUUUGUCCACGGCGAGACGAUCGUGUUUCGGGAGUUCGGGAUCUAUAACAACGAUGGAGUGGAGAGACCAUCUAAUAAAAUACGGGCGUCCCUCGUCAUGAAGGCGCGAGCCAAAGAUGUUAUAGAAGACACCGUGGAAGCCAUGCAUGCCGUGCUGGCCGCGAAGAGGGCCGCGUCAUCAGCGACCAACGACGACCUCGAGGCCGAAAUAGCUGCGGAAGAAGAAGCGCUGCGGAAGGAGCGGGAGUUCGGCCUCGAGCUCGCGGAUGAGUUCGAGCGUUUGGAGGCGAAGAAGGCCGCGUUGGUGAGGGCGAAUGAUGAACAGAGGGCCGCCCUCGCCCAGGAAAUAGCCGCCGACGAGGAGGCGUUGCGGGAGGAGAAGGAGAGAUUAGCAGAGGCCAAAGAGGCGGAACGGCUCGCGGCGGAGCCGUUCCUCUUCGACUGGGAACGGCUCCACGCCGAGAAUUGCCGCGACGACCUUCCUCUGAGAGAUACGGUGCAGCCUCCUGUGUUGACGAGUGGUGACAAGCGCCAAGCUUCGAUCCAGACGCCGCGCACGGAAAAGGCGUGGCAGACGUCGUCUCUAGCUGCUAGGAGGGCGGGCCAGAUGCGCGCCGGGCGCUCGAAGCCGACGCCCUUCCAUCUGGGUGGGGAAGGGGGCAAUGGGCGCGGCGCGGGCCGGUGGUACGUGAGCGGGUGCGGGCGGUAA